Molecule: messenger RNA, 1728 nt
Organism: Neodiprion virginianus
Lineage: Eukaryota; Metazoa; Arthropoda; Insecta; Hymenoptera; Diprionidae
Gene: Nf-YB
Product: nuclear transcription factor Y subunit B-1
Exons: 4
Coding region: 163-822 (219 amino acids)
Biological process (GO): regulation of transcription by RNA polymerase II
Cellular component (GO): nucleus; CCAAT-binding factor complex
Molecular function (GO): DNA-binding transcription activator activity, RNA polymerase II-specific; RNA polymerase II cis-regulatory region sequence-specific DNA binding; protein heterodimerization activity
Source: RefSeq, a predicted model, not a curated record
GACUCACUGCGUCACCUGUUGGUGGUUGUCGUCUCUGCUUGACGGACGCGUAUCGAGGAUAUUGCAAACUGUGUUAGCAAAUACAAAACUGAUACGGACAAUUUUUUAUCCUUUCGUGUAUAAACAGACGAGGAAAUACAGCCCCUAAGGAUAAUACCGAAUAUGGAAAACAGCGGGGAAAGUGGCGAUGACGGUGGGCCACUUGGCACUUCAGCGUUUCUUGGCGGUGGAGGCGUAGGAGCUUCUUAUAUCGGUGUCCAGUCCGAUGACUUGGAAGAUGAUCCUGAAAAUACAGACGACUCGAACCACGGAGGAGGAGAUCCUCUGCAGGGAAGAGGUGGUGGGUGUCCUUUGCGGGAGCAGGAUCGCUUUCUGCCGAUUGCUAACGUAGCCAAAAUAAUGAAACGAGCAAUACCGGAAGCUGGCAAGAUAGCGAAGGAUGCCAGGGAAUGUGUUCAGGAAUGCGUAUCUGAGUUUAUAUCUUUCAUAACAUCCGAAGCGAGCGACAGGUGCCACAUGGAAAAGAGAAAGACCAUUAACGGAGAGGAUAUACUGUUUGCUAUGACCACCCUCGGCUUUGACAAUUACGUAGAGCCACUCAAAGUCUAUCUACAGAAGUAUAGAGAGGCUACCAAGGGCGAUAAUCCGGGAUCUAGUCCGGGCGUUGUGCCCGGUAAUGGAAAGUCGGUUGAUCAGCAAAGCACCAUUUACGACGACCAAUUGUUCACCAUUGCUACGACUACUGGCAAUGCCACAACUUCGGAUGCUCCCGUUAUAUACAGCUACGCACCUCCUGAUCAAAUGCAAUUUCAACUAUCCUGAGUAAUACGCUAAGGAAACCCCCUGCCCUGUCCCUGGGUCUGGUGAUGGUGUUCGCCCGACGUCACCGCCGAAGACGCCCCGCCUCUGCCUGCGCCUCCGACAACUCCACCGCCACUCCCUCCUCGCUUGUGUAGAAGAAGCCUCUUCUGCUUUCGCCUGCUCGCGAUGCUCGCACCCCCGGCUGCCGCGUACAUCCCAGGGUCGGAAGGUCUUCGUGUGGAAUCAGUCUUGCUUCCUGGCCACCCUUAGCGGCCUUCAACGAUGACUAACCGAUCGCCAACCGAUUAGCUUCUCGCGAUUGAUUCCCCAUCGGCAGUCAGAGCGUCGUUCACUGCCCGCUGCGACGUUGUACGCAAAGCUGCUACACUCUUCACUGCUCGAGUCGUGCGCAUUCUGGAAAUACUGUUUCUCAGCAGAGUGUCUCGUAUGUCGCAGGAAUGGUAGAAACAUUUUUUCCCCCUGUUUAUUGCUAGCUGGAUUUAUGGUCAAAUCGUUGAUCGAGGGGGGGUGAAGGGGAGGGCUCAGGAGGAAGACUGAGACUGAUUGAGACGUUUGAAAAUUCAGGCAAGAUAGCGGUGGUCAAACUUUUUCUAGAGGGGCUCUUCGCUAAUUGAUCAAAAACAAGUGGAGGAAGAUUAAGAAGCGAUAGAGAUAGAUCAAUUUUUUGAAUGUUUCUCUUACGUACAGCGUAAACUCAUUAGACUAGACUAGUAAUAACAGUAGUAGUGGUCGUAGUGUUAUUCUGUUCAUUUAAUCGUGUAAGGCGGUUUGGAGGAGAGGUACAACAUACAUACCCAUUCAUGUUCAAGCGUAACACGCUUCAAGACGAGUACUAAGAGAAAAAUUAAUUGUAAUUAGGUGUUAGAGGUAGUGGUCGAUGCUUCAAUAUGUACGUAUAAAUUUUUA